Molecule: messenger RNA, 1576 nt
Organism: Ceratitis capitata (Mediterranean fruit fly)
Lineage: Eukaryota; Metazoa; Arthropoda; Insecta; Diptera; Tephritidae
Product: odorant receptor 7a-like
Exons: 4
Coding region: 195-1559 (454 amino acids)
Biological process (GO): sensory perception of smell; detection of chemical stimulus involved in sensory perception of smell
Cellular component (GO): plasma membrane
Molecular function (GO): olfactory receptor activity; odorant binding
Source: RefSeq, a predicted model, not a curated record
UUGAAAAAAGUACUUUCGUAAGAACUGUGUAAGAUUUGGAGGUGUUCUUGUCAUUCGAAUCUGGAGAAAUCCUCUCUACGAAACUGGAAAACUGUUGUAUUAUAUCUACCGAAAGCCGUUUAUUUUUAUUUCUUAAACUCCAUGUUGAACGCGUAAUAAUUUUUUUCUGUGUACGCACAUCUCACACACUCUCCAUGCCCUUGAGAACUUUUCAAUUCUAUAAAUUUACUUUUUCGCUAUUUCGCUAUAAAUACCUUGUGGCCUUGAUAUUGAAUUUACUGUUAAGUAAAAAAAAAAUCACCGAUCUGUUUGCAACUAUGGCCGAUACCGCAAUCAACAGUCAACGCUUGCAGACAGACACACUGAAUAACGGUCUAAAAAAAAAAGGAGACCAACUAGCAGUGCGCACGGAGCAUGCGACCAAUUAUCUCUUCAAUGGCUUUCGCGUGCUGGGCAUCUACAUGCCGGCGCGUCGCAAAUGGCUUUACUCGCUGUAUUCGCUCAUACCGAAUUCACUGGUUACCCUCUGGUUGCCACUAUCCUUCGUUUUCAGUUAUUUUACCAUGUCCGCUGAGGAUUUGGUGCCCAGCAGCUUGCUCACCUCCAUACAAGUCGCCAUCAAUGUAAUCGGCUGUUCGGUGAAAAUUGUGGUUAUGGCUUUUCUCUUGCCAAAAUUGCGUAAGGCUAAUGCCUAUAUGGACCGCUUGGAUGCACGCUGCAAGGAUGAGGAUGAAAUAGCCGAAUUACGCAAGAUAGUGAAACAGGGUAACCGUUUCGUUGUGCUCUUCGCUAUGUCAUACUGGAGUUAUGCGUCCAGCACAUUCAUUGGCUCAGUCACCUUCGGACGUCCGCCCUAUGAUUUAUACAACCCGUUUAUUGAUUGGCGUAAGUCCAAGUUGGAGUUCGUGGCUGCGUCGCUAAUCGAAUUUGCGCUUAUGGAUGUGGCUUGCUUUCAGCAGGUCGUGGAUGACUCCUACGCGGUCAUCUAUGUGUGUAUACUGCGUACGCAUAUGAAUAUUCUAUUAAAACGUCUCGGCAAGUUGGCCACAUGUACCGAAAUGAGCUUGGAGCAGAAUUUGGAAGAGCUCAAACUGUGUAUUAGGGAUCACAAAAACCUACUCGGACUUUACAACAUUGUUGCACCGAUAAUUUCCAUUACAAUUUUCAUACAAUUCAUGAUUACGGCCAGCAUACUUAGCGCUACGCUCAUUAAUAUUUUCAUAUUCGCCAACCAAUUUUCGACCCAAGUCGCAUCUUGUUUCUAUAUAUUGGCUGUUGUCGUUGAGGUCUUUCCACUUUGCUACUACGCGCAGUGCCUUAUGGACGACAGCGAUCGUUUGUCGCAGCAGAUCUUUCACGCCAACUGGAUUGAACAGGAUGUGCGCUUUAGGAAAAUGUUGAUCUUUUUCAUGCAACGUACGCAGCGUGUGAUGGAGCUGAAUGCAGGCAAAAUAUUUCCUAUAACCUUGGGUAGCUUUCUGAGUAUCGCAAAGUUCUCAUUCUCCUUGUAUACACUGAUUGAGAAAAUGGGCAUCAGAGAGCGUUUGGGAUUGGAGUAGAAGCUGAAGUGGUUCUG